CACAAGCAAACAAAGAUGUGCCAGUCUUAAGAGGAUUAUUGCAAAGGCACACAAAGCAAUUACUGUCUGUCACCUCCUAUCAUCAUCAUCAUCAACAUAUUUGUGAAAACACCUGACUGCACACAGACACCUUCACAUAACUGAAUAGGUUACACUCGGGAAAAGCACUACGACUGAGGGUGGCAGUAGCAGAACGGCUGAAAAGACUGUUAGGAUGGAGGAGUAUGAUAUAAUUGUGCUUGGAACUGGAAUUAAGGAAUGUAUCCUUUCUGGUUUAUUGUCUCAAAGUGGGAAAAGGGUUCUUCACAUUGACAGGAAUCCUUACUAUGGAGGAGAGAGUGCAUCACUUUCUCCCCUUGAAGAGCUUCACAGGAAGUUUAAGGUUCCUGGUCCUGAUCAGUCAAUGGGCCGUGGAAAAGAGUGGAACAUCGACCUCAUCCCUAAAUUCUUUCUUGCCAACGGUGACCUGGUGAAACUCUUGGUGCACACUGAAGUUACCCGAUAUUUGGACUUCAAAGUGGUUGAAGGCAGUUAUGUUUACAAAGCAGGCAAAGUGCACAAAGUCCCCGGCACAGAAGAAGAAGCCAUGCGUGCUUCAGAUCUGAUGGGCAUGUUCGACAAGAGAAGAUUCAGGAAGCUGCUGUUGUUUGCCCUGAACUUUGACAUGAGAAAUCCUCGGUCCUACCAGGAUGUGGAUCCUAACAAGAUGACCACACGGGACCUCUUCUGCCGCUUCGACCUGGGACUAGAUGUCAUGGAGUUCACAGGUCAUGCCAUAGCCUUACACAACAGUGAGAGCUACCUGGACCAGCCGUGUGGGGAAACCCUCAGACGGAUCCGGCGGUACUCUGAGUCUCUGUCCCACCACAACCCCAGUCCAUACAUCUACCCCGUGUACGGCCUGGGAGAACUACCGCAGGGAUUUUCCAGACUGAGUGCAGAGUACGGAGGAGCUUUCCUCUUGAGCACAGCAGUGGAUGAGAUCGUGAUGGAUGACGGAAAAGUGAAAGCUGUGAAAUGUGAGGGGAAGCUGUUCCACUGUAAACAGCUCAUCUGCGACCCCAGCUAUGUUCCUCAUCGAGUGAGGAAAGUGGGGCGUGUGAUAAGAGUCAUCUCUUUAUUAAAUCAUCCGGUUAAAAACACCCACGAGGUCAACUCCUGUCAAAUCAUCAUGCCUCAAACGCAACUCAACAGAAAAUCUGAUAUUUACAUAUCUGUGGUGUCUUAUGCCCAUAAUGUGGCCUCAGCCGGGAUGUACAUCGCCACAGUGAGCACCACUGCAGAAACCAGAAACCCAGAGACAGAGGUUCAGCCGGCGCUGGAGCUCCUCGAGCCCAUCAUGCAAAAAUUUGUUUCAGUCAGCAACUUGCUGGUUCCCAAUGAUGAUGGAAAACAGAGUCAGAUAUUUGUGUCCCGCUCAUAUGAUGCAUUAAACCACUUUGAGACUGAAUACGAGGACAUUAGAGACAUGUACCGCCGGAUCACAGGAACAGAGCUCUGCCUCGGAGGAUCUCAGAGACAUAACUCUCACACCUCGGAUGAAGACUGAAAAAGACUUCAGGGACAAGUAAUGCAACCGCUGGGAGGCCGUAAUAACAAUAUUGAAGGUUAUACUCACGGCCGUGAAGCAGAGGGGGGGCGAUGGAGAGUGAUUAACUAAGGGAA
Messenger RNA from Trematomus bernacchii (emerald rockcod), 1665 nucleotides. RefSeq lists its product as uncharacterized. The transcript has 11 exons. Gene Ontology annotation, molecular function: Rab GDP-dissociation inhibitor activity. NCBI's taxonomy places the organism in Eukaryota, Metazoa, Chordata, Actinopteri, Perciformes, Nototheniidae. The record is from RefSeq and is a predicted model, not a curated record. Gene Ontology annotation, cellular component: cytoplasm. Gene Ontology annotation, biological process: small GTPase-mediated signal transduction; protein transport; vesicle-mediated transport. The coding region runs from base 215 to 1549 and encodes 444 amino acids.